This is a messenger RNA of Ictalurus furcatus (blue catfish), 1961 nucleotides long. It is a transcript of the gene cuedc1a, whose product is annotated as CUE domain containing 1a. The transcript is spliced from 10 exons. Gene Ontology annotation, molecular function: ubiquitin binding. NCBI's taxonomy places the organism in Eukaryota, Metazoa, Chordata, Actinopteri, Siluriformes, Ictaluridae. The coding region runs from base 404 to 1558 and encodes 384 amino acids. The record is from RefSeq and is a predicted model, not a curated record.
UCAAAGAAAUCUGAAGUUUGUGUAUUAUGUAAGAAAAGUCAUUUUUUGUUAUUAUAGACUCGUUAUUAUUUCUCCCCAUGCUCUGUUGUGUUGCAGAUCUUCAAGAAAUGCCCAGAGCGACCCCACUGACUCUGAAACUGAGUUUUAACCUCCUGACUCAAGUCUGAGAAGGUCAUCACUGACGCUAACACAUUAAAUCAGUGUUUGGAUGCUGCUGGGUCUCGAAAGGCAGCAGCAGCAGACCCAAGCACAGUCCAUGCUGUCUCCCUGUGUCCGGCUGUCUCACUGCACAAGUGCCAUGACAGGAUAACGGAGGCGUGGUCAGGGGUGGGAGUAGCUCUAGAGGGGUGUGGUCACCAGGAGAGUCGGCGGAGCUCCUGAAGGAGCAGUUUCACAGCCGUAGAUGAUGACCAGCCUGUUUCGGCGCAGCGCCAGCAGCAACGGCAGUCACGGCUCGAGGGCUAACGGUAAUGGAGGAUCCGAGCUCAAUAACAGCAAGUCUUCUCGACAGCACGUCCGACGGCUGGAGUUCAACCAGGCCAUGGACGACUUCAAGACCAUGUUUCCGAGCAUGGACCACGAGGUGAUCGAGUGUGUCCUGCGGGCCAAUAAUGGCGCCGUGGACUCCACCAUCGACCAGCUCCUGCAGAUGAGUUUGGAUGGACAAGGCACGGACGACAGCUCCGACUCGGAGGACAGCAUUCCCCCAGAGAUCUUGGAAAGGACGUUAGAGCCGGACAGCUCAGAUGAAGAACCCCCACCUGUUUACUCUCCACCCUCGUACGAGAUGCACAUCUAUGAUAGGAAGCACCCGGCUGACGUGCCGCCGUUCCCUCCUCCCAGGUUUGAAGCCAAUCCUCCAACCGAGCAUCGUCAGGUCAGCGGCUACAGGAACUGGAACCCUCCGUUACUAGGCAACCUCCCUGAUGACUUCCUGCGUAUCCUGCCCCAGCAGCUCGACAGUCUGCAGCUUUCUCAAAGCAGCCUGUCCCAGCCUUCCUCGUCGUCGUCGUCCUCGCUGUCCUCUCUGACGCAGUACUCUGCCUCGGAGCAGGACAGGAAGCUGAAGCAGUACCUGGAGGAUGAGCGCGUUGCCCUUUUCCUGCAGAACGAGGAGUUCAUGAGGGAGCUGCAGCGCAACCGAGACUUCCUCAUCGCUCUGGAGAGAGAUCGUCAGAGGUUUGAGUCUCUGAAAUCCCAGCGCUCUCAUUCAUCCGCAUGCAUGGAGCGUUCCACUGAAGGUGAUCACAACGCCUCAGGCUCCGAGGAAGCCUGCACCUCCAUCUCAGACGAUGCCUUGUUCCGUGACAAACUCAAGCACAUGGGAAAAUCUACAAGGAAGAAGCUUUUUGAAAUCGCCAAGUCUUUCUCUGAAAAAACUCGUCGGAGGAAGACCAAAAAGAGGGCUCUCCUCAAGCAUCAAUCACUCACGACUGCAGCCUCCACUGCCAACCUUCUGGAGGAUGUAGAGGGACUUACAGCAGAGGAUGAAGGCAAGCUCAGGAGAUCCGGUGCUCAGGAAAAGGACGAGUCGAACAAGGAAGUGGUGUCAUGGUGAGACUGCGAAUAAAGCAGCUACUGUACGCACACUGUAUCACAUACACCUGUACAAGUCUGUGGACCCGUAUGUGUUCGUUGAACAUCCCAUUCCAACUUCCACUCUUCUGGGAAGGCUUGCCGCCAGAUUUUAGAGCGUGGCUGUUGGGACUCGAGAUCAUUCAGCCACAGGAGCGUUAGCGAGGUCAGUGAGGUCACGGCCGAGGAGGCCUGGGGCACAGUGAGCGCCCCAGUUCAUCCCAAAGGUGUUCAGUGGGGUUGAGGUCAGGGCUCCGUACAGGCCGCUGGAGUUCUCAUGCUGUCAAGCUGUCAUGCUGGAACAGGUUUGGGCCUCUAAGUUCCAGUGAAGGGAAAUUGUAAAUCUAUUCUACAGCAUACAAAGACAUUCUAGACAAGUGUGUGAC